Molecule: messenger RNA, 2124 nt
Organism: Geosmithia morbida
Lineage: Eukaryota; Fungi; Ascomycota; Sordariomycetes; Hypocreales; Bionectriaceae
Product: IBR domain
Exons: 1
Coding region: 1-2124 (707 amino acids)
Source: RefSeq, a predicted model, not a curated record
AUGGUCUUCAGCGGGCUGCUCACCACGGGCGACAGCAACAAGCCUAGCGGGAACCGGCCCCGGGCCAAGACGUCGUCGUCGUCGGCUACGUCGGAUCUGCUGCCGCUCCCCGGAUUCAUCCACGACGAAUCCCAGCUCCCGUGCCUGCCCCCGGAGAGGCCCAACCUCCGCGAGCUGAACGAAAGUCUCGAGGCCCUCGCCGCCGCCUUCCCCGAUAUACAGAUCGAGGUCUUCCGAGAGCUGCUCUCCAGCUUCGACGGGGAGUCCCGGCUGGCCCUCGUGGCCGAUGCACUCCUCAAGAAUCGAGUCACCUGGGUCAAAGGGAGGUGGAAGGUUGCCGACCGCACCGCUGAUGGAAGGGGAGGCUUGGAUCUCAGCAGCAACAACCAUAACGAUGAUUACGAUGACGACGACGACGACGACGAUGACGGCAGAAACGAGGAGGAUGGGGACAAGGGGGACAAGGAUGGCGGCAGGCAUGGACACGGACAUGGACAUGGACAUGGACAUGCUACCCCCGCCGAAACUGUACCCCGAAACGAACGGUUCAGGAGCAGCGAAUACGUCCAGGCAGUCCAGACGCUGGGAUACCAAGAGUUCAAGGGCCUGUCCAAGUCGACCAUCAACGCAGUGCUGGCCGAGAGCAACUACUCGUACCUGGAGGCGCGGCCGACGCUGGUGACGCUGUCGUCCAAGUCGUGGCGGUUCGCCAUCUCCGCCUUCCUGCUGCGGCGCAAGCCGGUGACGGGGGGCGACGCGGUGGAGAGCCACCCGCUGGUGACGUGGCGGUCGUCAGGCCAGGGGUCCAUCUACCCGGCGCUGCGGGCGACGGGCAACGCCGAGCUGGACCGGGAGCUCUUCACGCGGCUGAUCGCGCCGAUCCGGGCCAAGGAGCGAGCCGAGCGCGACGAGAAGGACUCGCAGCUGGCGGCGGAGCUCAACCUGGACGAGGCCGAGGCGGCCGAGGCGACGCACGAGUGCGCGUGCUGCUUCAUGGCGGGCACUUUCGAGCAGUUCACGCACUGCAACCGCGAGGGCCACAUGAUCUGCUUCCGCUGCGUGCGGCACUCGGUCAACGAGGCCGUCUUCGGGCAGGGGUGGCAGAGCAGCAUCGACCACGCCACGGGCACGCUGCGGUGCAUGGCCGUCGACGGGUCCGGGUGCGAGGGGGGGCGGAUCUCGCGCUCCCACAUGCGGCGGGCCAUGCGGGGCGAGAAGAAGGGCGGCGAGAUCCUGCGCAGGCUGGACCAGCGGCUGGCCGAGCACAGCCUGGCGGCGACGCGGCUGCCGCUGGUGCGCUGCCCGUUCUGCAGCUACGCCGAGGUCGACGACGUGUACAUGCCGUUGCGGGAGCAGCGGAUGCGCGUGCGCGUCGACAGCGUCAUCAACCUGGUGCUCGUGGUGCUGUGCGUGGGCGUGACGCCGUUCCUCCUGCCGCUCGUGGUGCUCUCCUCGCUGCUGUGCCUGGUGGUCAGCUCUCAGCAGACGCUGGGCCACUACCUCCGCGCCGAGUGGCGGUCGGCGCUGGGCAGGAGGAGGCGGCACCGGAGGGGCCAGCGCUUCGUCUGCCAGAGCCCCGACUGCCGACGCGCCUCGUGCCUGUCGUGCGGCAAGUCGUGGGUGGACGUGCACGUGUGCCACGAGUCGUCGCUCAUGGCGCUGCGCACCCAGGUCGAGCAGGCCAUGAGCAUGGCCGUCAAGCGCGUGUGCCCCCGCUGCUCCACCUCGUUCGUCAAGAACUCGGGCUGCAACAAGCUCACCUGCCCCUGCGGCUACAAGAUGUGCUACGUCUGCCGCGCCGACCUGACCGACCAGGGCUACCGACACUUCUGCGACCACUUCCGCCCGGACGGCGACCCGCGCCCAUGCGCCGACUGCGACCGCUGCAACCUCUGGGAGUCGGAGGACACGGACAAGGUCCUCCGCGAGGCGCGCGAGGACGCAGAGCGCAGGUGGAAGGCAGCCGAGGCCCGCGAGCUCUCCGGCGCCGACAAGGCCUUUCUCGAGACCGGCGUCGCUUCCGACGACGCAGGUCAUGGCCUCGUCGAGAGUGUCCUCCUCCGCGGGAAGCUGCCUACCUUGUCACAGGUGUUGGAUGUCGUCGUCGACGUCAUCUUUGUCUGA